Spodoptera litura is the source of this 1796-nucleotide messenger RNA. RefSeq names its product GDP-mannose pyrophosphorylase A (gene Gmppa). The record is from RefSeq and is a predicted model, not a curated record. Lineage: Eukaryota; Metazoa; Arthropoda; Insecta; Lepidoptera; Noctuidae. Gene Ontology annotation, biological process: biosynthetic process.
UGUUAAACACUGACGUGUUUUUGUGUACGCCAGUAUCAAAUAUUUGUUUUUCUAUUGUUAAAGCGUAAUAAACAAUUUAAAAGACGCAUACAGUGCUACCUAAUAUUGAUUUUUGAAAAACUAAACGUAUUCACAAUGUUGAAAGCCGUAAUUCUAAUUGGAGGGCCGCAAAAAGGAACUCGCUUCCGUCCCCUCUCUCUAGACACUCCAAAGCCCCUGUUCCCAAUAGCCGGCUUCCCUCUGAUCCAGCAUCAUAUAGAAGCAUGUGUGAAGUUGGAGGAAUGCAAGGAGAUCCUAAUCAUUGGGUCAUACACGACCAACACUAUGGCACAGUUUGUCAAUGACAUGCAGAAGGAAUAUCAUGUUAUUAUCAGGUACCUUCAAGAGUUCACUCCUCUGGGCACUGGUGGAGGGCUGUAUCACUUCAGAGAUCAGGUCAGAGCGGGCAAUCCGUCAGCGUUCUUCCUACUUAAUGGAGAUGUUUGUGCUGACUUUCCUCUUAAAGAGUUGUGGCAUUUCCAUGCAGAAAAGGCGAAUGCUUUGGUCACAAUAAUGGGUACAGAAGCGACUCGUCAGCAGUCAGUCCACUACGGCUGCAUGGUGAGAGAAGGCUCCACGAAGUCAGUGACCCAUUAUGUGGAGAAACCAAACAGCUACGUGUCGACACUCAUCAACUGCGGAGUGUAUGUGUGUUCCUUGCAAGUAUUCCACACUAUGGCUGACUCGUUUCAGAAGAAACAGGAUGGGUUUUACAGUGGUAAUGGUCAAACUAGUCCUCAUCCUGGAUACAUGUCUUUUGAGCAAGAUGUGUUGAUGCAACUGGCUGGGACCAACAAGUUGUAUGCUAUGCAGAUCGGCCCGAACGUAUCAGUCGGCGCAGGGGUGACAAUCAAGGCAGGCGUGAGAAUCAAGGAGUCGAUCGUACUGAACAACGCGACGAUACAUGAACAUGCACUUGUUAUGUACUCUGUCGUCGGCCAAGAAGCGUCAGUAGGCGAAUGGUCCAGAGUAGAAGGUACACCUUCAGAUCCGGACCCGAACAAACCAUUCGCGAAGAUGGACAACACACCGCUUUUCAACACCGAUGGGAGGUUGAACCCAUCUAUUACUAUUUUGGGUGCAGGAGUAGUGGUCCCAGCGGAAACAAUCCUUCUAAACUCAAUAGUGUUGCCACACAAACAUCUAACAAGGAGUUUCAAACACGAAAUUAUUUUAUAGUGAGGUCUGGCAACAUUGGUUCGUAAGAAUAGACUACAGAUACAAAAUAAUUGUAAAGUAAUGACUAGAAAAAAUUUGAUACUAUUAAGAUAUAAAAGGCCUAAGAUAUGUAGCAUUAACUAAAAAUCGCGGGUUACUCACGUGAAAAUACUGAGAAAAGCUCUACUAGUUUCGAACCACAGAGGGGUCUUCCUCAUGAGCAGCGUGCGCGGUCGCGGCGAUGUCGCGCGGCCCACUGGUAGACUGAUGAGAACCCCACUGUAGUUCGAAACUAGUAACGCUUUUCUCAGUAUAUUCACGUGACUAACCCGCGACUUUAAGUUAAUUUAGUAUGUCUCACGAUAGUUAUUAUAAAAUAUGCAGCAUUCUUAAAAAUACUGACAGUGAUAUAGACAGACCAAUGACAAAAACUUGUGCCCAAAAAAAAAAUCACCGCUAAUGACUUAAGGAGCCGUGAUGCCUAAUCUAGUUAUUGAUAAUACCAUUUUGGUAAGUAAACAACUCUAUUUUAUAAUUAAAUAGCGACCCGCCCCGGCUUCGUCUUCGGGUGCAAUAUUCAUGUAUGUAUUAUACAUAAU